AUGUCAUCGGCACCUUCAGUACAGAAAGUAGAGACCGAAGCGAAAUCAAUGGAGAAGAUGGGGGAAGAUAAAAUCCAAGAUCUUGUUGAAGAUAAUGCCGAUUCAACCGACUCAAAUGUUCGAUAUGCCGCUUAUUUGAGAAGAGCAAGAGAUAUCGUUCGAGCUGGAUCAAGAUACACUGCGUACACUUCUGAUGUAGGAGAAGCAUUUAGACCUGUAGUUCCUCCUUAUCUCGUCACUGCUGCCUAUGGUAUAUCAUGGGCAUAUCUUAUCGGAGAUGUGUCAUUCACAACUUAUAAAUCAUCUCAAUUCGGUCCAACACCAUUGGAAGCUGCCAACAUGUCUGAACCAACUAGAUUAGCUAUGGUUGCAGUCAAAAGAUCGGUUUUCCAAGGUAUAGCUUCUAUGGCUUUACCAGCUUUCACAAUUCACACAGCUGUAAGACAAGCAGGCAAACAAUUCGCUAAAUCUUCAAAUCCAACUUUGAGAAGAUGGGGUCCAACUUCUGUCGGUAUCGGUAUCGUACCUUUCUUACCUUAUUUAUUCGAUCAUCCAGUCGAGACAGCUACAGACUUUGUAUUCGAUAAAGUCGAAGAAACGUUUUUCUCCGGUAACCCUAUACCUGGUACACCAACCUCUACACCUGUUAAACCUAGUCCUAAACCUGAAUUAUAG
This is a messenger RNA of Kwoniella shivajii, 675 nucleotides long. RefSeq lists its product as uncharacterized. Lineage: Eukaryota; Fungi; Basidiomycota; Tremellomycetes; Tremellales; Cryptococcaceae. Gene Ontology annotation, biological process: mitochondrial fission. The transcript is spliced from 5 exons. Bases 1 to 675 code for a protein of 224 amino acids. Gene Ontology annotation, cellular component: mitochondrion. The record is from RefSeq and is a predicted model, not a curated record.